Sarcophilus harrisii (Tasmanian devil) is the source of this 1456-nucleotide messenger RNA. RefSeq names its product coiled-coil domain containing 90B (gene CCDC90B). NCBI's taxonomy places the organism in Eukaryota, Metazoa, Chordata, Mammalia, Dasyuromorphia, Dasyuridae. The transcript is spliced from 9 exons. The record is from RefSeq and is a predicted model, not a curated record. Bases 365 to 1150 code for a protein of 261 amino acids. Gene Ontology annotation, cellular component: mitochondrion.
AAGACUUUCCCGAGGGUCAGAUCUUUUCCCCUGGAAGAUUCCGCUUGCCUGAGGGCCGGCUACCAGCGCCAACAAGUCGGGGACGCGGGAAUGGCAAGGGUGAGGGAAAGAAGAAGGGCGGGUGUGCCGGACUAUUAAGGGACUUUGCAUAAAACGCGGAAUUUCACUGGGGCUCCGGGUAUGCCUCAUCGGUACCCGGACGUAGGCGGCCAAAACGACAUUUCCUGUGGAGGAUUUCACAGGUCGGAGACUACAUUUCCCAGGAGACUGUGGAAACGCGACUACUCCUCUCAAAAAUGUUUGCGUAACCAAACUAGUUUUCCGGAACCGCCUCACUACGUGAAACCUGGAUGCCCUGAAAAGUAUGUGGGGGCUUUGGCCACUGCGGCUCCUUCGCCCCGCCGGUAGCGGGAGGCUCUCGGGGGUCCUUUCCCUUCACGGGAGGCCCGUCGGCGGAGCGGGCGGCCCAUUGGCCGCGAGGAGAGGUUUACUGACCACUAGCUCCAAGAAAAAUUAUGACAUGAGGACAGUAGAUAUAACUCCUUUAGAACAAAGGAAGUUAACUUUUGAUACCCAUUCAUUGGUUCAAGACUUGGAAAAUCAUGGAUUUAAUAAAGCACAAGCAGAAACCAUUGUGUUAUCAUUAAUAAUUCUGUCAAACGUCAGCCUAGACACAAUCUAUAAGGAGAUGGUCACUCAAGCUCAGCAGGAAAUUACUGUCCAGCAAUUAAUGGCACAUUUGGAUUCAAUCCGGAAAGAUAUGGUCAUUCUAGAGAAAAGUGAAUUUGCAAAUCUGAGAGCAGAAAAUGAGAAAAUGAAAAUUGAAUUAGACCAAAUUAAACAGCAACUAUUGCUUGAAACUACGCGAAGCAGAGCAAAUAAUAAACUAGAUAUAAACCUAGAGAGGAGCAGAGUGACAGAUCUGUUUACAGAUCAAGAAAGAAAACUUAUGGAAGCAACCACUGAAUUUAACAAAAGAGAUACCCAUAUCAAAAACAUUAUUUCACAGACCAGUAAUAAAAUUGACAUUGAAAUUGCUUCACUAAAAACACUGAUGGAGUCAAACAAACUUGAGACAAUUCGCUAUCUUGCAGCAUCUGUUUUUACUUGCCUGGCAAUAGCACUGGGAUUUUACCGUUUCUGGAAAUAACAACAACUUUUCAAAUAUCAUCACCAGCAGGAGCAAGACUGCUUUUUGGUACAUUUUGAAGAUAUUUCCUUUUGUAUAAAUUAAUUUUGGCCUGCCUCAACUCCUUAAUAAAUCCAUUUGCCCUAUUCCCUGGUGCCAAAAAGCUGUCAUUGAGAUCCCAAUUAAAGUAUGGUAGAAAGGUAUUUUAUAAUUUGUCCUUGCAACUAGUUUACAGAAUUGGAAACAUAGUUCACUUAUUGUAUCUUGGACAUGGAUUCAUCUUAAACUGCUCAGUUUUGGUUUCAUAUGAGUAAACUUCUCCCCAAA